AUGGCGGGUCUUCCACUGGAUCAGUGUGGAUUAGGUGGAAAUGGUGGAUCAAGUGGAAGCAGCGGUGGAUAUGGCGGGUCUUCCACUGGAUCAAGUGGUGGAAUAGGUGGGAUUGGUGGAUCAGGUGGAAGCAGCGCUGGAUAUGGUGGAAUCUUCUACUGGAUUAAGUGGUGGAUUAGUGGAUUAGGUGGAAUUAGUGGAUCAGGUGGAGGCAGCGGUGGAUAUGGCGGUUCCUCCGGUGGAUCAAGUGGUGGAGUAGGUGGAUCAGUGGAAGCAGCGGUGGAUAUGGCGGGUCUUCCACUGGAUCAAGUGGAAUUGCGGUGGAUAUGGCGGUUCUUCGGUGGAUCAAGUGAAAGCGGGUCUUCCACUGGAUCAAGUGGUGGAAUAGGUGGGAUUGGUGGAUCAGGUGGAAGCAGCGCUGGAUAUGGCGGAUCUUCUACUGGAUUAAGUGGUGGAUUAGGUGGGAUUGGUGCAUCAGGUGGAAGCAGCACUGGAUAUGGCGGAUCUUCUACUGGAUCAAUUGGUGGAAUAGGUGGAAUUGGUGGAUCAGGUGGAAGCGGCACUGGAUAUGGGGGUUCUUCCGGUGGAUCAAUGCCUUCCGAUCAGGCGAUCACAGUCCGGCAGAGCCAAUGUGACAGUUCGCUCCAUGUCAUCCUCUUACAAGGUUUAGGUAUAUCUUUAUCCGUUAUUUCCUAUAUGACUCGUGGCAAACGUGUUCAAUCUGCUCUUGGGCGAGGUAAAGGCGUCUACACUACCAGUGGGCAGUGGCGACUUAUGGUACUGGAGCACACAGCUCAUCAGUCUCGAGGGAUGGUGGUGAAGGAUGGCAUAAACAACCGUCAGCAGUUUGCCCGUUCACGCUGUAUUAACUCUCCUACGUUCUCCACUAUCCAGUAUGUGGCUAGCACCUGCCACGUGAGAAACGGCUGUAACAGUGGAUCAUAG
Molecule: messenger RNA, 945 nt
Organism: Penaeus vannamei (Pacific white shrimp)
Lineage: Eukaryota; Metazoa; Arthropoda; Malacostraca; Decapoda; Penaeidae
Source: RefSeq, a predicted model, not a curated record